Molecule: messenger RNA, 3711 nt
Organism: Bombina bombina (fire-bellied toad)
Lineage: Eukaryota; Metazoa; Chordata; Amphibia; Anura; Bombinatoridae
Gene: CLPTM1L
Product: CLPTM1 like
Exons: 17
Coding region: 1042-2658 (538 amino acids)
Cellular component (GO): endomembrane system; membrane
Source: RefSeq, a predicted model, not a curated record
GAGCACUGCAAACUCGGCAGUGACAGCGGUGUUUGGGACAGAAGGAAAACAUCAUGCACCGGUUCUGUUUACGGUUCGGUCAUUACGGUUUAACUCGUUGUUCUGUGCAACAGCUUAUCUCCCGGUACUGCUAAAGUGACGUUGUGUGGAUAGCAUGAUAUCGGGCGGCCACCCUUGCCUACUAGAUCACAUUCACAGCAGCUAUUACGUGUGCACUGCCAGUAAUGGGGGCCCAUGCCACUGUGUAAUUAGACUGUGAUAUAUACAAUCUUGCACAGUGACUGACAUCCGUGCGCUGCGGAAUGCUUGGCACGUUACUAUAUUUUGUAUGAAAGUUACCGUGUAAUAGGUGCAGAGCACUGUUAUGCAUUUUUCCAGUUACUUUUAUAUGGGCUGUUGGCAUGUGUGAUGGCAACAAUGUUCCAUUGUUUUUGAUGGAGCUUCUAAACAAACCUGCAGAAUUAUGGCAUUCUCAUUUGUUGACCAAUUAAACAUAUGCAUUAUAUAUAGCUGUUUAGCCUUUGCACUGUUUUAAGGUGAAUGUGCGUGCACAUAUAUGUUUAUAUUUUUGCAAAGUGUGUUUAUGAUGUGCUAAUUACUGGACCACAAUUUCUGUUUAAUGUGAGCUUUCCAAGUAAAGGCCAUUGCAGAGCUCUCUGAUAAUUGAAUUAGAACAAGUUAUACCUGGAACAUAUUAAUGUGAAACAUUGUUGUUGUUUUUUUCUUGUCAAACAUCUGGUUGUAGCUGGACUCUUAAAAAUACUAUUGUCCUAAAAUAUAUUUGUUGUUUGUUUUAUCACAGUUUACUUUAUUGUUUAGUGAGAGUCAUUUUGCACAUUGGUGUUUUCUUGCUGCUAUAUUAGAAUUAUAUCUCAGAAGACGUUCUAGUGACCAAAUGUUGUAGAAACUCAAUUUUGUCAAACGUCUGGUUGUAGCUGGAAUGCCAUAAAGAUACCCUUGUUGUUUUAUCAUUAAACUGGCUUUGUAGCCCAAGUUGGAAAGUUUGUAAUUAUCUACCUGCUGCUUUCCUUUUACUCUACUAUGCUGAAUAGGAGCUCUUUUACCACCCUGGUGGUGGGUGUUUUUAUUGUGUAUGUGGUGCAUACUUGUUGGGUGAUGUAUGGGAUUGUCUACACCAAACCCUGCGAAAGCCACAGUGACAACUGCAUCAGACCAUACCUGUCUAAGAGGCCGAAACUGCAGCUAAGUGUAUAUACCACAACACGGACAAGUAUUAGUGCUGAAAAUAAUGUGGAUUUGGUUUUAAAUGUUGACAAUUUUGAUGUGGAGUCAAAAUUUGAAAGGACAGUAAAUGUCACGGUACCUAAGAAAACAAGGAAUAAUGGCACACUGUAUGCCUAUAUAUUUCUUCAUCAUUCUGGAGUUCUUCCUUGGCAAGAUGGUAAACAGGUGCAUAUAGUGAGCCCCCUUACUACAUAUAUGAUUCCAAAGCCAGAAGAGAUAAAUCUUAUAACUGGAGAAACAGGAACAAAGCAACUGGAUACAGAAAAAAAUGAAAAUACUGCUUUGGAUGAACCUGUCUCACACUGGAGAUCACGGCUUACCUUAAAUGUUAUGGUGGAAGAUUUUAUUUUUGAUGGCUCUUCUCUUCCUGCAGAUGUCCAUAGAUACAUGAAGAUGAUACAACUAGGGAAAUCUGUUCAUUACCUUCCUAUACUGUUUAUUGAUCAGCUGAGUAACAGAGUAAAGGAUUUAAUGAUGAUAAAUCGUUCCACAAUUGAGCUUCCCCUCACAGUCUCAUAUGAUAAAAUAUCACUGGGAAAGCUGAGAUUUUGGAUCCACAUGCAGGAUGCGGUUUACUCUUUGCAGCAAUUUGGGUUUUCAGAAAAGGAUGCCGAUGAAGUUAAAGGCAUUUUCGUCGACACAAACCUUUACUUUCUAGCACUUACCUUCUUUGUAGCUGCUUUCCAUCUUCUUUUCGAUUUCUUGGCAUUCAAAAAUGAUAUCAGCUUCUGGAAAAAGAAGAAGAAUAUGGUUGGGAUGUCUACAAAAGCGGUUCUCUGGCGUUGCUUUAGUACGGUGAUCAUAUUCCUUUUCCUGUUGGAUGAACAAACAAGUUUGCUUGUACUGAUCCCUGCUGGCGUGGGAGCUGUAAUUGAGGUCUGGAAGGUGAAGAAAGCUUUGAAAAUAAGCUUUCAGUGGAGAGGUUUAAAGCCAGAGAUAAAGUUUGGAGCCCACAGUGAAUCUGAAAGAAAAACUGAAGAGUAUGAUACUCAGGCUAUGAAGUACUUGUCAUAUUUAUUGUAUCCAUUGUGCUUUGGGGGUGCAGUUUAUUCACUCGUAAACAUAAAAUAUAAAAGCUGGUAUUCUUGGCUAAUCAACAGCUUUGUCAACGGAGUUUAUGCUUUUGGGUUCCUCUUUAUGCUGCCUCAGUUGUUUGUAAACUACAAGAUGAAAUCUGUGGCACAUUUACCCUGGAAGGCAUUUACAUAUAAAGCAUUUAAUACUUUUAUAGAUGAUAUCUUCGCUUUUAUCAUUACCAUGCCAACAUCACACAGACUAGCCUGUUUUAGAGAUGAUGCAGUCUUUCUUAUUUAUCUAUACCAAAGAUGGCUUUAUCCUGUGGAUAAGACUAGAGUGAACGAGUUUGGUGAAUCGUAUGAAGAAAAACCAAAACGGAAACUACAUCUAAACUGAUUCUCCCAAAUUGUAUCUACCAUAUAUAUCGUACUUGAUAAUAUGGAGAGCAGUAAAUUAGGAAAAUGAAUUAUCAAUGAGUAUUUAUGAAUGCCGUGGUGAACCUUUCUGGAGAAGAUAAUGUCCACAUUGCCAAAAGCCUGAAAUGUGUUUCAUUUAACAUUGUUUUGUCUUCAGUGUCGUGUUUUUUUGUUUUUAUUUUUAUUUUAUGGUCUUAUGCAAGGCAAAAUGGAACUGUCCCCUCCUAAACUGCUGAAAUAUGUUAUUUUUUAAAGACAAUUCAUUCAUGUGUGAUACAUUAGGAAGAGCUGCCUUUUUCGCAGGGACUACUUUACAUACCGUAUAUAAAGUAGACUUUGGUUCGCUAAACCUAAAGAAAAUUGUAUAUAUUAAUUGAAAAUGACGUUCCAAAAACUGUACUAGGAUUGUAAAUAGACUUUUCUUGCAUCCUCAAGUCUAAUACAAGCAUUUGAAGGAACAGAAAAUGGGAUUCAAAACAUUGCGCUAAAACAAUUUAGCUAUUUGACAUGAUGUUUUUUGAAUUUCAUGUGAAUAAGAUACAGUUUUCACUUUUUCCGGAAAGCAUGCUUUCACCUGAGCAGCAUGUGUUUGUAUCCUUAUUGCUUAUUUAAGUUUUAUCUUUGUAAGAAGAUAUCCAUAUUUUAAAUGACAUCAAAUGGAUUUAAAAGACAAUAGGAUAUUUAUUUUUCUUUCAAUGUGAAAACGUUUUCCAAUAGUAGCACAUCAUAUUUAAAAAAAAAAAAAAAAAAAAAAAAAAAAAAAGCUGAAAAAUAAAAUUUUGUGCCAAUAGUGCAAAAUUUACCCAUUAGAGUUUCUUUUCAACAGGUGUGAAUUGACACUAAAAUAUUCCUGUUUUUGUACCUUUCUCAAGGUCUAAUUAUGUUUUUUUUUAGCUGAAAAUUAGAUGUUUUUGUUCUCAAAGGAAAUAUAGAUAUCUUCUCUUUGUUUUUUUUUUGUUUUUUAAUAAAAUAAAUUUAUUUGCAAGUCCUUAUGCAAUAUGGUUAAAGAGCUAUUAAAGUAAAAUAUACAUUA